Molecule: messenger RNA, 741 nt
Organism: Zeugodacus cucurbitae (melon fly)
Lineage: Eukaryota; Metazoa; Arthropoda; Insecta; Diptera; Tephritidae
Exons: 2
Coding region: 136-597 (153 amino acids)
Source: RefSeq, a predicted model, not a curated record
CACGACAUAAAAAAUAACACAAGUCGGUCGGUGAUAUAAAAUAGAAGACAAUUUCCAAGUUUGGCAUAGUUUUCUGGCAGCAACCGCAUUGACAUCAUUUCCAAAAAGUAGCUUAAAAAACACCAAAAAAGCAAUAUGUGUAACUUGUCUGUGCUUUUCGCCUUCAUCCUUUCGAUCGCCGUGAUCCAGGCGCGUCCAAGUCUGAAGUAUCUUCCAACUGUAGCUGAGCAUGUGGAGUACACGCCCACUGUGGUCGGACACACCGUACACUCACUGCCCACCGCAGUUUCGCACCAGAGUCAAACUAUUGUGCAUGAGAAGCGUCCCUACCUCCGUCCCAUCGUGGAACACACACCCAUAAUUAAGACGUACUCGCCCGUUGUGAAGUCUUAUUCGCCGGUGAUUAAAACUUAUGCGCCCAGCACAAGUGUAGCUUGGCCGUCUGUUUCAUAUGGACCGGCGUAUCCUUCAGCUUACGCUGGUGUGUAUGACGGUUGGAGUUCGCCCAGCCUGAAGAGUGUGUAUGGCGGCUGGAGCUCCGGUUGGAAGCCAAGUACUGCUUAUGAGGAUUGGGAUACUUGGGCAUUGAAGAAAUAAGUUGCAGAAAAUAGUGGAAACGAAGUGAAAAUUUGGUGUAAAUUAAGAAAACAUUGAACACGAUAUUGAAAAAGUGAUUGAAUACUAAUAAUGAUGUACACAUUAAGACAGUGAAUGGUAGUAAAUAAAGCAUAUAAAGCUUCA